AUGUCUGAACACCAGCUAGUCUCUAAAUCGCGCCGCAACUUGAUAGUGCUAUUCGGAUCGAUACUUGUUGCGCUGGGCUCGGGGACGAACUAUGUCUACUCAGCAUAUGCACCGCAGCUUGGAGCAAAGCUUCACCUGACUCAUACGCAAGUCAACAUUGUUGGCAUUGCUGGGAAUUUGGGUGUAUACUGCUCUGGGCCAUUCUGGGGGAAGUUCAUUGAUGCGCGGGGCCCACGAAUACCAUUAUUGGUAGCCUUUAUCUUGUUAUCUUUUGGAUAUGGGGGAAUUCGCGCCUUCUACACUGGUGCAAUAGCUUUACCCGAAUCGUCCGCUGCACAAUUCAAUCGAAGCGUGGCAGCCUUGUUUGUCCUUAGUUUUUGUACUGGUAGUGCUGGUAAUGCGGGCAUCACGUCCGCCAUGAAUUCUGCCGCCAAGAGCUUUCCCGAUCGCAUGCGAGCGUCGGUUACUGGGAUGGUAGCCAGUGGCUUUGGCUUGUCGGCGUUCUUCUUUUCGACUACUGCCCAUGUUUUAUUCCCCGGAGAUACCGGCGCCUUGUUACUCACUCUGGCGCUUGGCUCAUCAUUCGCGAUGCUAAUUGGUUUCUUCAUCGUACACCCGGUUCCUCAUACAUCACAACACGACCUUUAUCAGGCACUUCCAGCCUCCGAAUCUCAGCUUUCUGUUGCUGACCAACUGGAUACCUUCUCUCCUGUAGAAGCUACUUAUGAGCAAGAUGCCAUUGCCCACGUGCGAGGGACGUCCAGGGCUAGGGACGAAGCAAGGCGGAGCCGAAGCCUAGUAAGAGAAGACAUGCCGUUCCUGUCGGAGGGCGCUUCAUCGUACAGAGGUCGAUCUCGGAACGCUACUCGACUUGCUUUAGAUAUACCUGCUUGGUCACAAAGUGGUUCACAAGACCAGGACCGGCGUCGGUCCGUUUCGAUGCAUCGUGACUUUAUAGAUGCUACCUCGAAUUUGAGGGAGCCUAGCAAUGACGAUGCCAACAUCCAUGGAUUAGCUCUAUUUAAGACCGUAGACUUUUGGGUUGUAUUUGGGGUACUUUCAUUGCUUGCAGGAACCGGGCUUAUGUACAUCAACAAUGUCGGUUUAAUUGUCCAGGUUUUGCUCGCCGCUGGCAACCCUAACUGGGACCGGACCGACGGAGGUGAGAGGCAAGCUGCACAAGUCUCUAUUAUCAGUAUUGCCAACGCAGCCGGAAGACUUCUUAUAGGUCUUGGUGCCGACCACGGGAAGAAUAAGUACGAUGCUCCACGCUCGUACUUCUUGGUGAUCACAGCGAUAGUCGCCAUUGCAUCUCAAGUCACUCUGAUGUAUGCUGAGGUCCCUGACCAUUUGUGGAUGUCAUCUGGGCUGUUGGGCCUUGCUUACGGAGCAACAUUUGGACUCUGCCCGGUACUGACGAUCGAAUGGUUCGGAAUUAGCCACUUUUCUGGAAAUUGGGGAUUUGUUUCCUUGGCGCCAGUUCUAUCCGGGAACCUUUUUAACUUAAUGUUCGGGCGAAAUCUCGACAACCGUGCGACCGAACCUCAACCUGCUACAACCCCUUCGGCUGGUAUGUUGGUCCGCGGGCUUCCAAGCUCAAAAGAGCUGUUAUGUUAUGACGGAAAUGCAUGCUACACUGAUAGUAUACGAGUAUCUCUGUUCGCAUGCUUCUGUGCGUUGGCCAUUAGUAUGUUUGCUGCGUGGAGGGAUAAGCGGAGGCAAAAGCUUGAACACUCCAAAGCUGGUUUACUUUGGACGGUAGAGGAGGAAUCUUCGAGUGAUUCUCAAGUUCGAUGA
Rhizoctonia solani is the source of this 1797-nucleotide messenger RNA. Its product is annotated as major facilitator superfamily transporter. Lineage: Eukaryota; Fungi; Basidiomycota; Agaricomycetes; Cantharellales; Ceratobasidiaceae. The transcript is spliced from 12 exons. The record is from RefSeq and is a predicted model, not a curated record. Gene Ontology annotation, molecular function: transmembrane transporter activity. Gene Ontology annotation, cellular component: membrane. Gene Ontology annotation, biological process: transmembrane transport. The coding region runs from base 1 to 1797 and encodes 598 amino acids.